AUGGGAAAAAAAAAUAUUGUCGGAUGUAGAUGGGUGUUUACCAUAAAACACAACGAUGAUGGAUCUAUCGAGCGAUACACGGCAAGACUUGUGGCGAAAAGGUACACACAUACUUACGGUGUAGAUUAUGAAGAAACCUUUGCACCCGUUGCAAAAUUGAACAUAGUCAGAGUCUUAUUGUCCCUCGCAGCUAAUUUGGACUGGCCACUACACCAGUUUGAUGUAAAGAAUGUCUUCCUACAUGGAGAACUCACGAGGGAAGUAUAUAUGGACAUUCCUCCUAGAUAUAAUACUACUAAGACUGGAACAAUAUGUAAAUUACGAAAGGCGUUGUAUGGAUUGAAACAGUCACCACAUGCAUGGUUUGGACGGUUCACCAUGGCAAUGAAGAACAAUGGUUUUAGACAUAGCAUCUCAAAUCAUACUUUGUUCUUGAAACAUCAGAAAGGGAAGGUAACAACUUUAGUAAUCUAUGUUGACGACAUGAUUAUUACUGGGAAUGAUAAACAUGAAAUAUCUCAACUACAAGACUAUUUGGCUACUGAAUUUGAGAUAAAGAAUCUAGGUGGACUCAAAUAUUUCUUGGGGAUUGAGGUGGCCCGAUCACAACAAGGCAUAUUUCUUUCUCAAAGGAAAUAUGUCUUGGACUUAUUGACAGAAAUAGGAAUGCUAGAUUGCAAACCUGUAUACACUCAUAUUGUUCAAAAUCAUCAUCUUGGAGAAUACCCGGAUCAAGUUCUAACUAACAAAGAAAGAUACCAGAGGUUAGUGGGAAGAUUGAUUUACUUGUCUCAUACUAGGCCAGACAUUGCUUAUGAGCACAACUCUCUGUCUCUGUCUUUGCUCUCUCUUGUCUGCUCCACUGAGAUCUUCGUCGCCGCCUACCACACAUCCACCGGAAAGGCCCUGGCUUUCACAUUGGCUUUCGCUUCUUCUCACUUGGACUCACCGACCCAGCACGCCAACUCGCCCAAUAGCUCGCCGGCGUUGCAGAGGUCGCUCACUUCUGUAGCUGCCAGCAGGAUGAAGAAGGCAUUGGGUCUCAAAUCGCCGGGUUCGGGCUCCAAGAAGAGUCUUGGGUCCAGUGGGUCUGGGUCGGGACCUGGAAAGCCCAAGCGGGUUAUGACGGUGGGUGAGCUGAUGAGGAUCCAAAUGGGGAUUUCUGACGCUAUGGACUCUAGAGUCAGGAGAGCUCUGCUUGGGAUUUCUGCUGCUCAGUUUUAUGAUGGUGAAACAGUUUACAUUUUAGGAUUACUUGAAAAAUCCAGAAUACGUUCUGUCAAAGCAAGCUUUAAACUAUACUUCGUAGAGAAAUGUUCUCUUGCCAGACAAUCUGGCAGCCAACCUUUAAACCAGUAUUCUGUUUUGGUCAACCAAGGAAUUAGAAUUGUCAACUUCUCUUCUUUCCUGUAUCCUGAAGUUUCAAAAGAAAUACUCUGUUACUACAUUGGAAAAUCACUUGUUGGAAUGGCAGAGGUUGAAGCAGCCAUACAAGAAAUGUUCCAGGCACCUCUUAUUCAACAAGUGAUGAAAACUUCUUCCAGGCUGAGUAAAAUAUUUUUGACUGCCAUGGUGUAUGAACUCUACAAAACAGGAAUGGGGGAAACUACUUUUGAAAAGUUGGCAAUGACAGUCUCAUGCCUCUGUACAAGCAACGGAGAAGCAUUUCCUGGACAUGACAUGCUAUUAAAAAUUGGGCAAGCAACCCUAACAAGGUACGAAGUGAAUAUAAAUCAUUCUCAGGGUAAAGUGCUGCCUAGUGUAAGAGUUUCAUAUCCAGGUCUUCUACUUAAACCUGACGAACCAAAUUUGGUUGUUGACAAUGCUUUGACUAUCUUGCUGAUUAUAAUGGCAAAACCAGCAAGUGACCCUAGUAAGAGAGAUCAGCCUGCAGGGAUGGAUGAGGACUAA
This is a messenger RNA of Prunus armeniaca (apricot), 1911 nucleotides long. The record is from the annotation of a GenBank genome assembly. Lineage: Eukaryota; Viridiplantae; Streptophyta; Magnoliopsida; Rosales; Rosaceae.